CGUCGUGCAGAUAAGUACUGCAUGGUGCGCCGUGUUUGUGGAAGUUGUUACGACUUUUGUUUGAUGUAGUUAGUGUUUUUCAUUCUUUCUAAACCUUGCAAUAUAUUUUUCAAAUGUUCUCCGAUGUAAAGUUUAAAAAAUAACGCGCCGUAAACUUUUCCAAUACAAUUUUUGAAAAUCAAUCAAAGUUGAAUCUGAUUAGCCCAGCUGUGCAAAAACCAAAAUGACAACGGUCGAACUGUACACGAAGGGCACAAAAGUGUGGAUUCCCCACCCAAUUAAAGUGUGGGAAGGCGGCGAACUUUUAGAAGAUUAUUCGCCAACACGACCUACACUGAAUAUACAAACCGAUGAAGACAAGGAAAUCAAAACGUUGUCAAUAAAAACAGAAGCGAAUUUACCCCACCUAAGAAAUCCGACAAUUUUAAUUGGCGAAAAUGAUCUGACAUCGUUGUCAUAUCUCCACGAGCCGGCAGUUUUGUACAAUUUACAAGUUCGCUUUUGCCAAGACAAAAACAUAUACACGUACUGCGGAAUUGUGCUGGUCGCGAUAAAUCCGUACGAUGAUCUUCCAAUUUACGAUGUUGAUACAAUACAAGCAUAUAGAGGCCAAGCGAUGGGGGACCUGGACCCCCACAUAUUCGCCGUCGCCGAAGAAGCCUAUACCAAACUGGAACGAGAACAGCGCAAUCAAAGUAUCAUAGUUUCGGGCGAGAGCGGUGCUGGAAAAACAGUUUCCGCAAAGUACACAAUGCGAUACUUCGCAACGGUUGGGGGUAGCGCAACUGAAACGCAAGUUGAGAAGAAAGUAUUAGCGAGCAGUCCAAUAAUGGAGGCGAUCGGAAAUGCAAAAACGACGCGUAACGAUAACAGUUCUCGUUUCGGAAAAUUCAUCGAGUUACAGUUUAAUAAGCAAUAUCACAUUAUUGGGGCGUCGAUGAGGACUUAUUUAUUAGAAAAAUCGCGCGUCGUUUUCCAAGCGCCGAACGAACGAAAUUACCAUAUUUUUUAUCAAUUGUGUGCCGCAAAGGAUCAAUUGCCGCAUUUAAAAUUAAGAGACCAAGAACACUUCUACUACCUUCACCAGGGCCAAAGCGCUACCAUCGACGGAGUCAGCGACCUGAAAUACUUUCAAGAAACUGUCAACGCUCUUGGGCUGCUUGGUUUUACCAGUGAGGAGCAAAGGAACAUCUUUUCAAUAUUGGCCGCCAUUUUGCAUAUGGGAAACAUAAAGUUUUUUGACGCAAUUAUCUCCACUGAAAACGAGCAAGAUCAAGAAGGAAGCGGAAUUCAUGAAAACGAUGAAGGUUUGCAAAUAAUGUCCGAACUUUUGGACAUAGACAAAGACCAAAUCCAACAGUGGCUGUGCACGAAGAAAAUUGUUUCGAUGCGAGAGACAAUACUAAAACCGAUGUCCGUCGAACAGUCGAGCAUAUCACGUGACGCUUUGGCCAAACACAUUUACGCCGAACUGUUCAAUUGGAUCGUCGCCCUAAUAAAUAAAUCUUUGGAGACAGACGUUGCGAUUCACAAAUUCAUAGGCGUACUCGAUAUUUACGGAUUCGAGACUUUCCAAACGAACUCGUUCGAGCAGUUUUGCAUUAAUUACGCCAACGAAAAAUUGCAGCAGCAGUUCAAUUUGCACGUAUUUAAAUUGGAGCAGGAGGAGUAUAUCAAAGAGGAAAUCGAAUGGAAGAUGAUCGACUUUUACGAUAACCAACCGUGCAUAGAUCUCAUCGAAACGAAAUUGGGCAUUCUAAGUUUGCUGGAUGAGGAAUGUAAAAUGCCACGAGGCAGCGAUGGAUCCUGGACGGAGAAGCUAUACGCGAAAUGUGUACAGUACAGCCACUUUGAAAAGGCCCGAUUUGGCACAUCGGCAUUUGUCAUCAAUCACUUUGCAGACAGGGUCCAAUACGAAAGCGGUGGAUUUUUGGAGAAAAACCGAGACACCGUCAUGGAGGAACAAAUAAAUGUGAUCAAAUACAGCAAAAAUGAUUUUAUUCGUCGAUUAUUUUGUAAAGACUCUCACAAAUUAAGCGUACCCGGAACCAAAUUAAAAGUUGUCGCCUCAAAACCGAUAAUCGAGUCUUCCAAAAGCCACAAGAAAUCGGUGGGCUCCCAAUUUCGGGAUUCCCUAAAUUUGUUAAUGACAACACUAAAUGCGACCACACCUCACUACGUGCGUUGCAUCAAACCCAACGACUCAAAGGCCGCUUUCGAGUACAACCCGCAAAGAGCAGUUCAGCAACUAAGAGCGUGUGGUGUUUUGGAGACCAUUCGAAUAUCGGCGGCAGGUUUUCCAAGUCGGUGGGCGUACAUCGACUUCUUUUACCGAUACCGAGUCCUGUGUAAGUUUGAGGACAUCAAUCGAAGCAAUAUGAAGCUCACUUGUGAGAAAAUUUUGAAGAUUUACAUUCGGGCACCCGACAUGUAUCAGUUUGGCAAAUCAAAAAUCUUCUUCCGUGCAGGACAAGUCGCCUACUUGGAAAAACUAAGAGCAGACAAGCUGAGAAAAUGUUGCAUAAUUGUACAAAGUACAGUGCGUGCUUUUAUAUACAGACGAAAAUAUCUGAAGAUAAAGAAAUCUAUUUGCAACAUCCAAAGAUAUGGGCGAGGAGUUUUGGCUAGAAGAUUGGCAGAUAAUUUAAGGAGAAACAAAGCUGCCAUCACGAUACAGAGGUACAUGCGUGGAUGGAUUAAGAGAGUACAAUACCAAAGGCUCGCCUCUCUUUUGCAAAGGCUACAAACCAGAGCUCGCGGCUUUUUGGCGCGCAGAAGAUUUAUGGUUAUGAAGUACAAUGCAAAGGCCAUCAUUAUCCAGAAAUUUGCCAGAGCGUGGUUGGCUCGCAAACAUUACAGGGAACAACUCAGGCACAUUAUCAUUUGUCAAUCCGCGAUACGUAGAUUUUUGGCUAGAAGACUGUACAAGAAGCUUAAGAUUGAAGCGCGCUCUAUCGAUCACGUUAAGAAAUUAAAUAAAGGAUUGGAAAACAAAAUUAUUAGUUUGCAACAAAAGAUCGAGGAAAUUAAUAAAAACAGUAAUGAACUCAAAGGUUAUAAAAAUGAAGCUCUCGACUUAAGAAAUAAAUUGGUUACAUUCAAAGCGCUUGAAAUUGAGAUUAAGAAAAUGAAUACACUUUUGAUAGAGAAAAAUAAGACUAUAGAUAAAUUAGAGGACGAAUUGAGAAUCGAAAGAGACGAGAAAAUGGACUUGGUUCAGGAUCAAGAGAAGUUCAGAAAUGACGCCGAAAUGCAACAGGAAGUAUGGUCGCAGGAAACAUCCAAAUUGCGCAAGGAAAUUGACAACAUGACAGAGAUCGCGUCAAUGAAGGAAAAAGGCGCCGAAGAAAAUCUCAAAGUGCGUAUCGAGCAAGAGAAGAAUCUUCUGCUCAACGAACACGACAGCGAUCGACAGGCAUAUCAAAAACUUCUUCAGGAAUACCACUGCUUAGAAAUGCACUGUGAAACGUUACAAAAGCAACUGGAACCCCGAUUGCCGACCCACGCGCGAAAUAUUAGCGAUCUCAGUAGUAUCAAUAUGGAAGAAAGUAUCAAUCUCAGUGAAAUACCUGAAGAUCACGGUUACGGUUCGGUGCGAUCGAAUAGUUCGGCCUCCGCCUCGAGGGGUAAAUUAGAUAACAUCGAAUGGAACGACAGUACGCAAAACGAAUCUCUAAUAAAUGGCACUAAUAUUCACAUUACAGACCUUACAAAUGGCGACGCGGAACAGAAGAGCGAAGUAAAACAAGACCUUGGGCUCAUCCUUCGACUGCAAAGACAACUCGAAAAGACAACGAAAUCAAGAAAUCAGCUUCAAAAAAGUUUAGACGAACUGAAAGUCUCCCCCAAAAUGCAAAUGGCUUCCAAAGCAAUAGAAGAUGCCAAUCAUAUCGCUCAACUCGAAGUGACUUGCUCAGAAUUGAAGAAGCAACUAUUCGAACUCGCCGAAAGCGUCGCGGACGGAAACGGAAAACCCCAACUGCAGUGCUUGUUGACCGAGCUAGAAAGGCAAGGGGAAGAAAUUGUACAGCUGAAGAACGUCCUUGCAAGUCAAACCAAUAGCAUCAAGUCCAUCGUGAAUUGCAACUCGAAAACGGGCGACUACAUCAACGAGGACGGCGAACUUACCCUCGCCUACGAAACUCAAAAAAUUAUCAACAAACAGCUUGAGCUCGAAUUGCAAGACGAGAAAGGAAGAAACGAAAGUUCCGAGAAAGAGCUAAAGGCCGAAAUCGAAAGGUUACGCGAGGAUUCGAUGAAAAUGCAACGAAUUUUGUCGGAGAACUUACACGAGUCCCAAAUGGACAUGUACCUUCAGUGUGAACUCACUCGAAUAACAAGCGAGAACGCGGAUUUAUUAGAUAAAAACGACGCACUAAAUGAGACCAUACGAAAGUUGAAGAAACAGCUUAAAAUCUUAAUGAAGCAAAUCGAAGAUAGAGGCAUAGAUAUCGAGGAGCACAUUAAAAGCAGCGAGAGCAAAAACAUGUCGCACGAGCGUAUUCCUUCGGUUAGAAGAAAGGAGAAGUACCUGGGGAUGUUCUCCUACAGUCACGGAGAGGAAGACGGCAUAAUGAGGCAGCUAGUUAUCGACCUUAAACCGAGAACCGCCGUCGGUUUACUGCCCGGGCUUCCGGCAUAUAUUGUGUUCAUGUGCGUCCGGCACACAGAUUACAUAAGCGAUGAGAAUAAAGUGCGCAGUUUGUUGGCGGCGUACAGAAAUUCGGUACGAAAAACUAUAAAAAAGAAGCAGGACGGUUUCGAAACAAUGACCCUCUGGUUUGCAAAUACGAUAACAUUAAUGAACCUAAUGAAGCAAUAUAGCGGAGAUCAAGCAUUCCAAGAGAGCAAUACGGAUAAGCAAAAUAGUCAAUGUUUGAGGAAUUUUGAUCUGUCCGAUUAUAGGCAGCUUUUGUGUGAUACUGCAGUGUGGAUAUAUUUUGUAAUUGUGAACUUCUUAUCCGACCAUCUACACUCCCUGAUAGUACCAGCAAUAUUAGAGCACGAAGAGAUUCCAGGCAUAAGCAGUAAUAAACCAGGUGGCUUUAGAGCGAGGGCGAACAGUUUGCGGGGCGCCGAAACUCCGGGCCAACAAAAACCGACCGAAGCAUUACUACAAGAACUUACCAAGUAUUACAAGAUCUUAACAUUUUACGGAGUCGACAUACAAGUAAUCUCUCAAAUAUUCAAGCAAAUCUUCUAUUUCAUCUGCGCGUGUAGUCUCAAUAAUCUGUUGUUAAGGAAGGAACUGUGCCAUUGGUCUAAAGGAUUUCAAGUCAGACAUAAUUUAUCACAUCUGGAAAUGUGGACGCGGGAGAAAAAAUUAGAUGAACCUGCGAUUCAGGGGAGGUUACAACCGAUUAUACAAGCCGCACAUCUUUUGCAAGCGAGAAAAACUAUGGAGGAUGUUGAUAGCAUAUGCGAUAUGUGCAGCAUGUUAAGCCCCUUCCAGAUUAGUAAAAUAUUAAACUUGUACACUCCCGUUGAUGACUAUGAACAGAAAGUGCCGGUUGAAUUUAUUAAACAAGUACAAAAGAAGUUAGAAGAGCGAGCCGAUGCCCAAGAUCCCCAGACUCUGCUGAUGGACAUCAAAUUCGUAUUUCCGGUGCACUUCCCAUUUGUCUCAUCAACAAUACGCUUAGAGGAUAUAGAGAUUCCGGACGUUUUAAAACUACACACGCUUCAGAAAGUAUAAAUUUUUUCAUUGUCGUGUAGGAGUAAGAUGAACUUAGAAAUUAAAUGCAAUCGCAGACGGCGAACCGAAUAAAUGAAAUGGUAGACCUCGCCCAAUGUUGUUGUAUUUGAUUUGUAAAUUCGUAUCGAUUUAUGUAAAGUGUAAUAUUUAUUCCAAUAGCAUAUUUAGUAAGCACAAAAUGUUAAAUAACUCUUGUACAGUAUGUGAUAGAUUUUUGCUUCAAUGUACACUUCGGAGAAGUUUACCUAUUUGAGCCUUGCAUAUCUUUUAGU
Molecule: messenger RNA, 5967 nt
Organism: Photinus pyralis (common eastern firefly)
Lineage: Eukaryota; Metazoa; Arthropoda; Insecta; Coleoptera; Lampyridae
Gene: didum
Product: unconventional myosin-Va
Exons: 16
Coding region: 224-5695 (1823 amino acids)
Biological process (GO): actin filament organization; vesicle transport along actin filament
Cellular component (GO): cytoplasm; vesicle; myosin complex
Molecular function (GO): actin filament binding; microfilament motor activity; ATP binding
Source: RefSeq, a predicted model, not a curated record